Molecule: messenger RNA, 407 nt
Organism: Oppiella nova
Lineage: Eukaryota; Metazoa; Arthropoda; Arachnida; Sarcoptiformes; Oppiidae
Source: the annotation of a GenBank genome assembly
UUAAUUUCUACAUUUCUAAACUAUUGGUUAAAAUGUUCAAAUAUUGUGUAACCCUUUUCUGUCUCCUAAUAUGUAUAACCGUCUCAUUACAGGAGUUUAUGGCGGGAAUUGACCCUGGUCUUAAGACUAAAAUGUGUGACCCGGCGGCUAUAACGGACGACAAAAUGCAGAAACUUGUCAAAUGUGAUACGGAUUGGGAGAAAACUAUGAGAACUCAAUGGGACCAGUUGAGGGAGACUGUAGGCACUAAUUGUACGCAAAACUUUAAAUCGGUUCUGGCUAAUUACAGUAAUGUUAAGGUGGCAAAGAGUCAGGGACAGUUGUUGUUGAAAUGUAAUGUUGAGUACCGGGAUUGUCGUAGAGGGUUUGUCAAAACGUUUGACAACCUAUAUAUGGCACCCAUUGAU